GCGAUGAAGACGCAAGCAAUGUAAAACCGGACAAACCGUUAUUUGCAAAGUUUCAUUAUUAAAGCAUUUAUAUCAGCGAUAAAGAAGAAUUUUUUUCCGUUUUAAUCAAGUUUUGAAACACCAGAAAAAAAUAUUGAAACUGAAUACUUCUACAUUGGAAAAAUGAUUUUGGCACAUAUAUUCCUGCCAGCAAUGUUGCUAGUGAUAUGCAGAUCGCAACAAGCUCCAGCUCAUUUGGCGAAUACAUAUGGAAAUGAAGAAAAUGUGUAUGGCAACGUAUCACCUGGGAGUGAUACUAUUUCUACACCCACUACCACCAUCACAAGUAGUGAUGAACUCUUGGACCGUUAUAGACAAUUGACAGCCAAAUCUUUACUGAGGCUGUACGAUUCUUGUAAAGUUCAUGAUUUUCUUCAAAAUCUCAAACAUAAUAUAGAAAAUGACAACGAUGAAGAAGAAACGGUAAAAUCAAAGGAUCAUCAACAGCAUCAACAGCGUUACAUAAACGCCCUAUGGCAAAUUCUCGAAAAACAACAAGCUUUCGAUAAUGACAUCACAUUAAUUUUUCCAAAUGAGCGUACCAGUGGGAGUUCCAAAUCGGCUCUUUAUUAUUAUGUAACCAUUUCAAUGUUGUUGCAAGACAAGGAACUCGAUGAAACACUAAGCUAUAUGUUGUAUGAUAAAUGCUGUAAAAAUGACGUAAACUUCUUUACCUCAUCGAUUUGUACGCGAAAUUUUGAUAAUUCAAUCGCUGAAAAACGAAAUACUAUCAAAAAGGUUAAAUUCCAUUCUUGGGGUGGUAAACGAAGUGGAGGAAAUAGCCAAACCAAUGUUCGAAUGCCGACAAAUGUGGAUUUGAGUAAAGAUUUGGGCCAAUCAAAAAUUGUGAUUCGAACACCAUUUCGACCUUGGGGGGGUCGUCGCAAAUGAAAAAAAUAUUCCGAUUUAAUUAUCCACACCGAACCGUAAACCAGUUCAAAGAUUUAUCAACUCACAAUAUAUUUGCAAUCAAAAAUGUGUUGGCAACCAACUAUUAGCUGCUGCAAAUACGAAACGUCCAAAAAUUGAUAUAUUGAAGCAUUAAAGCCAUAUAGUUUUAUCACAACUUGAAUGGAUUUAUGUAUUUUUGAAAUAAAAUAUUAAAUGUUAACUUUUGGGGAAAUAUGUGUAAUGAAUUUCUUGGCCGUCUUUUAACAUUAUUCUACAAUACAUUAUAUCUGUUUCUAGCACAAAUUUUUUUAAUGCAUUGAUUUUUUAAAAUUUAA
This is a messenger RNA of Sitodiplosis mosellana (orange wheat blossom midge), 1265 nucleotides long. RefSeq names its product leucokinins-like. Lineage: Eukaryota; Metazoa; Arthropoda; Insecta; Diptera; Cecidomyiidae. The coding region runs from base 163 to 930 and encodes 255 amino acids. The transcript has 3 exons. The record is from RefSeq and is a predicted model, not a curated record.